This is a messenger RNA of Phalaenopsis equestris, 1613 nucleotides long. RefSeq names its product pentatricopeptide repeat-containing protein At3g09650, chloroplastic. Bases 112 to 1551 code for a protein of 479 amino acids. The record is from RefSeq and is a predicted model, not a curated record. NCBI's taxonomy places the organism in Eukaryota, Viridiplantae, Streptophyta, Magnoliopsida, Asparagales, Orchidaceae. Gene Ontology annotation, molecular function: protein binding. The transcript has 2 exons.
UUUUCAUAUUAUUAAAUAACAAUUAAUUAUUAAAAAAUAAUUAAGAUAUAUUAAUUUUCUGAAUAUUCCUAUCUUCCUCCGUGUCCCUUUUCAGUUUUCACCCCUCCGGCUAUGCUGCCCCCUUCUCCCCAAUCUCCGGCGACCUCCUACGCCCCUCUCCCCCCUCUCCACCUCUUCUCCUCCUCCACCAAACCUACUCAGCUCCUCCUCCCGCCCUCUCACAAACCACCACGCCGCUUCUAUCACCAGAUCGGAACCCAAACCUCAUCAUCUCCGGCCAUCUCUUCAUCCUCCUCCUCCUCCUCCCAUUCCCACGACGCCAUCCUCCUUGACCUUCUCCGGCAGGGCAAGACAGAAGAAGCCUAUCAGCUCUACUCCAGCUUCCCCCACAUCCCAGACUCCACAUCCCUCAGCCGUCUCCUUUCCCAACUCGCCUACCAGCGCUCCCCCACCUCCCUCUCCCGUGCUCAAUCACUCGUCCGUCGCCUCCGCGACGCCCGUCUUCUCCGCCGCCUCGACUCCAACUCUCUCGGCCUCCUCGCCGUCGCCGCCGCUAAAUCCGGCGCCGCCUCCUACUCCCUUUCGAUCAUACACUCCAUGCUCCGCUCCGGCUACCUCCCCCAUGUCAAAUCAUGGUCCGCCGUAAUCAGCGCUUUAUCUUCCACCGGCGAUCCCGUUUGCUCUUUCGACGCCCUCCGCCUCGUGCUCCGCCGCAUCGCCGCCGCCGAUCCCUCUCUUACAGCCGAUUCUCUCCCCGACACCGCGGCCUUCAACGCGGCACUCAACGCAGCCUCCAAUUUAGGCGAUGCAGAGCUUGUCGAUCAGCUGCUCGAUAAAAUGCCCGUUUACGAAGCAAAACCAGACGUCAUCACCUACAAUGUCCUCAUCAAGCUCUUCGCAAGAGCGGAGAGGGGAGAUCUCCUGGUCUUCGUUCUGGAGCGAAUAAUUCGAAGCAACCUCGUGCCCUGCAUAACCACCUUCCAUUCCCUCGUCGCCGCUUUUGUAGGACUCGGAGAUUUGCGCACCGCAGAGAAACUCGUCCAAUCGCUGCGCGAAGGUAGACUCGACAUUUGCCAUCUUCUCCGCGCAGAGAUCCCGAGCAGAAGUAAGGAGGAAGAAACAAGCUCGAUUCUGAACAAGCUCGCAGACAUCGCCGGCGACGAUGCACCUCCUCUCCUCCCGAAGACAUACAGUCCAGACACGCGAAUCUACGCCGGCGCCGGAGAAGAUGGUGGAGGAGGGUUUAGACCGGAUGAAGGGCUGCUGGAUGCGCUUGCGGAUGUGUGCGUGAGAGCGGCGUUCUUCAGGAAGGCGCUGGAGAUAGUGGCGUGCAUGGAGGAGAAUGGGAUAGCGCCGAAGAAGACAAAGUAUAAGAGAAUAUAUGUGGAGAUGCAUUCGAGGAUGUUUACGAGCAAGCACGCUUCGCCGGCGAGGAAGGCGAGGCGGAGCGAGAGGAAGAGGGCGGCGGAGGCGUUUAAGUUCUGGUUGGGUCUGCCCAAUUCGUAUUAUGGGAGCGAGUGGAGGUUGGAGCCAAUCAUGGAGGAUGAUUAGGCAUAUGUAUUUAUACAUCUAAUGCAAAAAAAUUCAAUUUUUAUAUACAUGUAUUUCACUUU